AUGAUCAGUAUCAGCGCCUGGACAUGGAGCGCAACUCUUCUUCAAUCUAGCACUGCAGCUUAUACAUUUGGUAUAUAUCACAACAUGUGGUACGGUGCGGGCGGUUCUAUCCAAGUACCGAUGUCUAGAAUGGUGACUGCCAAAGUCAAUAUGAACCCGAGCAGUACUCAUACGUUCUUGGAGAUUGUCAAAGCUCGCUUCGGUGUCGUAGCUCAUAUCGUAUUUACCACUUGUGCGUUCUUUUUGCCGCGUGUUGAGAUGGUUACUGACGCGUGUUUCAGUGGGAGGUGCUGCUACUGUGAAUGCCUCACCGGCAUGAAUAUACUUGCUGCAUAUUUUCUAUUGCCAAUCGGCAUCGUGGUCUAUGUCGUUUUCGGUGGAUUGCGUGCCACUUUUAUGUGUGAUUGA
Molecule: messenger RNA, 408 nt
Organism: Suillus plorans
Lineage: Eukaryota; Fungi; Basidiomycota; Agaricomycetes; Boletales; Suillaceae
Exons: 4
Coding region: 1-408 (135 amino acids)
Biological process (GO): urea transmembrane transport
Cellular component (GO): plasma membrane
Molecular function (GO): urea transmembrane transporter activity
Source: RefSeq, a predicted model, not a curated record